This is a messenger RNA of Naegleria fowleri, 2475 nucleotides long. RefSeq lists its product as uncharacterized. Gene Ontology annotation, biological process: protein dephosphorylation. Lineage: Eukaryota; Heterolobosea; Eutetramitea; Acrasida; Naegleriidae. Gene Ontology annotation, cellular component: protein phosphatase 4 complex; nucleoplasm. Gene Ontology annotation, molecular function: protein phosphatase activator activity. The transcript is spliced from 5 exons. Bases 1 to 2475 code for a protein of 824 amino acids. The record is from RefSeq and is a predicted model, not a curated record.
AUGUCCUCAAGUAGUCAGAUUUUUUCCAACAGUCAACAUUCAAGAAAAGAUGAAACAUCAGAAGAUGAUAAAACACAUCAUGAUGAAACAUUUACGGAUAAUGAAGAGAUAUUAGAGGAGACUCUUGAUUUUAAAGAUCCUCUUCGUAGAGUUAAAUUAUAUCAUCUAAGUGAUUCUGGACAAUGGAUAGACAAAGGAACGGGCCAUGUCCAUUGCGAAUCACAAGAAACUUCCACCGAAAAAAACCUUGUUCUCAUUUCAGAAACAUCGGAUGAUGUUAUUUUGAACUCUGCAAUUUCUACAGAUGAUAUUUAUCAAUUACAAAAUUCAACAUUAAUAGUUUGGAGUGAUCCAGUCAUGAAAAUUGACAUGGCCUUGAGUUUUCAACACACGAACGGAUGUGUCAUGAUAUGGAAUCAAAUAAGAAAGGUUCAAGGAAAACGACCAGACGGAAAGGAAAUAGUAGAAAGGAAUAAUCAACCUGAAGAGGAUGAUGAACUAGGCGACAUGGGAGAUGAUGCAGAUGACGAUUUAGUGAAUAUAGGUUUAAAUGGAAGUUCUCUGAGCAUUGCAUCAACAUCAAGCACUAUACAAAAAAUUGAGCUGCCAGAACCAUCGGUAAAGAAUUUAUCGUCGAUAUUAUCAACAAUUCUCGAACAUAGAUUUAGAGUGGCAAGAUAUAUCAAAUCAGAUUACAUUUCAAAACUAUUUGAUGUUUUUAACGAAUGUGAAGACAUUGAUAGUGUUGAAAAUUGUAGGAUUUUAUUCAAGAUAUUCACAAAUAUUAUCUCUAUGGACGACCCUGACAUUCUAGAUAUUCUUUUAUCUCCGAAUAAUAUUAUGAAACUUAUCGGAGUUCUUGAAUAUGAUCCAGAUUUACCAACUAAAAAAGCCAAUCACAGAAAUUACUUACAAAAUGUUGUAGUUUUUAAGGAAGUAAUUCCAUUCAAUAAUCCAACCAUCUUGGAAAAGAUUCAUCAAACUUUCAGAAUUCAAUACAUUAAGGAAACCAUUCUCGCAUCUAUUAUUGACGAUCAAACCUUUGCUGCUCUUAGUACUAUAAUAGGAAGAAACAAUAUUACGAUAAUUACAGCAAUCCGAGAUGACCAAGAAUUUUUGACAAAAGUUUUCUCCACACUUUUAUCUAAUGACAUUUCUGUUGAAAAACAGAAGGAUCUUUCUAAAUUCCUUUCAGAGUUUUUCAAUUUAAUGAAACAUCAACACAUCAACACAAGGUUAGAAAUGUACAAGAAAUUUAUUACAGAUUAUCCACUGCUGGAUGUUGCUGAAAAAUAUCUUCAAAGCUCAAUUGCUUCUAUUCGACAUAUUUAUUCUGAAAUUCUGAUUUCUCUUGCUCAAACAGUUCAUCUAAGCUUUUUGGCUGAAAUCAAACAGAGACAAAUGAGAAAUGAUUUUGGAUUCUUACGGGUGGUCAUUAAAACCAUUGUAUGUGAAUCCGAAUUAGGUAUACAGGAUAAUCUGACCGAAGUCAUCAAGUUGUUAAUGGACCCUGAAACGCUAUUAUCUAACUCUGAUCAAUUUAUAGAUCAGUUUUAUAAGCAUCAUAUCGAACUGGUUGCUUCUCCUAUUCUAUCUCCUGAGACGACCAUAAAUACCUUUAAGAAGGUUUCUGUGAGAGUGAGCUGCAUCAUUCAUUCCCUUGAACUGCUUUCAUUUGCAGUCACAAAUCACAAACAUCGAAGCAAGAAUUUUUUAAUUUCACAUGACGUGAUCUCGAAAGCCAUUCACUUGCUUGAUGUAUAUAAGGAGAAAGAUUUAAUUCUUUCAGUAAUUAGAUUUUUUAAAACUAUUAUUGGAAAGAACGAUCUCCUUCUUCACAAUUAUAUUUUAACUCACAAUCUUUUCGAUCCUGUUAUGGAAAUUUGGAGGAAAAAUGCUACAUGCUACAAUCUGAUAAAUUCUGCCAUUAUUGAUUUGUUUGACAUGAUGACACGUCUGACAAAUACCACUCGAUUAAAACAAUAUUGUGUGGAAAGGUUUAGAAGUGAUUUUGAGAAAGUAACAUAUAUUGAAACAUUCAGUCAAUUAAUUUCACAACAAGAACAAAAGGAAAAGGAUGAGAAUACUGAAGAGUCCCAACAUGACAUUGAAGAUGAUGAUGCAUAUUUUAACGACAGUUAUGAAACUCAAGAAGAGUCACAACAUAACACUUCUCUCAUUGCGCAAGAGUCUUCUCCAGAACAUGACAUGACAACGACUGGCAGCAAUACUACAACCCCAGAAGAGGAAGAUGAACUUUUUUUCAGUCUGGCCAAUCAUAAGAGCAGUCAUAAUCAAGAUGAGGAUGAGUAUGAUGAUGUCUACUCUGAAAGCUCUGCUGUGACUCACAUUCCAAAAACUCAUGAGAAUGAGCCAUUGAGUCCACACAAGCAUUUACAAAUCAGUUUGAAGGCAAAUACCACCUCACCAACAAAAGGAGAGGUAGAACCAACAGCCAAAAAGGUUAAGUUAUAA